This is a messenger RNA of Funneliformis geosporum, 207 nucleotides long. The record is from the annotation of a GenBank genome assembly. NCBI's taxonomy places the organism in Eukaryota, Fungi, Glomeromycota, Glomeromycetes, Glomerales, Glomeraceae.
AUGGAGAUAGCAACUGAGGCUUUAAUAAAAUUUAUAAAAUUAUUCUUGACAGAAAUUAGUGAAAGUGAUUUUAGAGGCUUUCCAGAUUCGAUAUACUUAACAAGAAAAGAACUUGAAUUAAAAGAUCAUUUUCAUAGUUUCGUUUCUUGUUCUCCAAAUAUUCAAUAUCAUUUUAAUGUUAAAGAGACAUGUAAUGUUAAACUAUGA